AUGUCGAUCACUCACACUGUACUCUUUCAAUUCAAAGACAGUGUCGACCAAAAAGAUGUAACAAAAACAUGCGAUGAUUUCCUUCAACUGAAAGAUCUGUGUAUCCAUCCUACAAGUAAAAAGCCGUACAUUAUAUCAUUACAAGGAGGCAAGGAUAAUUCGCCAGAGGGGAUGCAGAACGGGAUAACCCAUGGAUUCGUUGCAACCUUCGAGUCGGCAGAACAUCGUGACUACUACGUCAAGACUGACCCAGCCCACCAAGCCUUCAUAGCUCAGGUCGGUGGUCUUGUCGAGAAAGCCAUUGUGGUUGAUUUUACGAAUGGCGUCUACUAG
This is a messenger RNA of Fusarium proliferatum ET1, 333 nucleotides long. RefSeq lists its product as uncharacterized. The coding region runs from base 1 to 333 and encodes 110 amino acids. Lineage: Eukaryota; Fungi; Ascomycota; Sordariomycetes; Hypocreales; Nectriaceae. The transcript has 3 exons. The record is from RefSeq and is a predicted model, not a curated record.